AUGAAGUUCCUCACUCUUGCCUGCCUUGCCACCAGCGCCGUCGCCGGCGUUGUCGAGCCCCCCACUCGCGUCCUCGAGCGUGACCUCGCCACCGUCACCGGCGUCAUCUCCAACGUCGGCAACGAGAUCGACAACCUCGACAAGGCCGCCAAGGCUUUCUCCGGCGACCAGAAGCCCGUCGUCGCCGCCGCUGAGAAGCUCAUCCAGGCCCUCAAGGAUGGCAAGACUAAGGUCGCCGGCUCUGACGACCUCUCCCUGGCCGACGCUCUCGGCCUCCAGGAGCCCGUCAAGGCCCUCCAGGCCAAGGGCGAGACCCUCGAGAAGGACUUCAAGGCCAAGCGCUCCGAGGUCGAGAAGGCCGGCGCCUGCGGCACCGUCCGCCAGAACCUGGGCGACAUCAACGAGAACUCCCAGGCCCUGAUCUCGGCCGUCGUCUCCAAGGUCCCCAAGGACGCCCAGGCCAUUGCCAAGUCUCUGGCUGACGGCCUCACCAAGGUCCUGAACCAGGCUCAGGACGACUUCUCCGAGGCCAACUGCAAGGACUCCACUGGCGGCGGCUCCUCUUCCGCCUCCGGCUCCGCCUCGGCCACUGGCUCUGCCUCCGGCUCGGCCACCCCCUCGGCCACCGGCUCUGCCACUCCCACCGCCACUGGCUCUGCUACCGGCUCUACCGUUGUCCCUACCGGCAGCGCCACCACCCCCUCGCAGCCCACUGGCACUGGUGUCCCCACCAAGGCUCCUACCCAGUCUCCUCCCGUCACUGCCGGUGCCGCCGUCAUGGCCCCUGCUGGUGUCCUUGCCGCCGUCAUGGCCGCCAUCAUGGUGUAA
Purpureocillium lilacinum is the source of this 828-nucleotide messenger RNA. RefSeq lists its product as uncharacterized. Gene Ontology annotation, cellular component: extracellular region. Lineage: Eukaryota; Fungi; Ascomycota; Sordariomycetes; Hypocreales; Ophiocordycipitaceae. The record is from RefSeq and is a predicted model, not a curated record.